AUGGCAGGUUUCGCUGUACUUGUGGCGUUUCUACUACAGACGCUGCUUUUCCACACGGGAAACUGUCACGUAUCCUUAACAUUUCCUCCUGCUAGGAGAUAUGCCCUUGAUUUCCUGGAUAAUCUCCGGACGCCGGGACCCUGUGGAAUGCCCAAAGGUUUGGGCCCCUUAACUACUUUCAAGGCUGGCUCGAAAAUCAAUGUCACGUGGCAUCUGGCUUAUCCUCAUCAAGGCGGGUUCCACCUGGCCAUACUGGACCAUAAUGACGAUGUUGUGUACAACUUUUUCAACAAUUUUAUCGGUCAACAAGAUCCAACGACGAUUCAACAUGAAGUCACGAUACCCGACAUUGCGUGUAACAAUUGUUCCCUGCAGCUGACCAGGGUAGCAGGGGAAUGGCGACUGCAAACGUGCGAUUACAUAUUUUGGUCAUGCGCAGACAUCAAUAUUAUUCCAAGUUCAUCUGUGGAGACGUUUGAAAAAUGCAAUGGACAGCCGGUUAUCAAUAACGCUGGGGGCGGAUAUACCUGUCAGUGUAUCAGUCGUUACCAUGGAGAUCAUUGUCAAUUUAUGAAUGAUUGUGAAUAUAACAGUGAUUGUAAUAACCACGGUCUUUGUGCCUAUGUAGAAGCUACGUCAUACCCUAAGCGUCAGUGUUACUGUGACCCCGGAUGGUUUGGACAGUACUGCCAACACGAGUCUGUGGUCCGGACUACAUCGGUGGACAAGUCCAUGUUUGUCCACACCAACUUUUCGUCCCAGUUUCAGAUGUACCACAGAGUACUGGAGACUGAACAAGAAUUAGAGGUACUUCUGGAGGUCCGAACAACCACUUGGGUUGGACUUGGGCUACGCCCUGAUGGUUACCGAAGUGGGUGUCAGAAUUUUCCAUUUCGAUACAGCUCUUCUGGGUCAGGUACAAGUGAACCAGAACCCGAGGGAACAUCGGAACCACACCCCGAGGGAACAUCGGAACCACACCCCGAGGGGACAUCGGAACCACACCCCGAGGGGACAGCGGAACCACAACCCGAGGGAACAUCGGAACCACACCCCGAGGGAACAUCGGAACCACAACCAGAAGGAACAUCAGAACCACAACCCGAGGGAACAUCGGAACCACAACCCGAGGGAACAUCGGAACCACAACCAGAGGGAACAUCGGAACCACAAAAUGAAUGGACACCUGCCCCACAUAUUUGUAGUGGCAGCGUUGCAAGUGGCAAUCACACCUUGAACUGGGAAGUGAUGGCAGGCACAGAUUAUGUAAAGUUUACACACACUGCAUCGGUACCCAACGACCAAUGGAUGGCAGUUGGUUUUGCUUCAAAUACUUCAAUGCUUGACGCCGAUAUCUAUACGACUUACAUUGAUAAUGGAGAGGUCUAUCUAAUAGACAGUAAUACAAUGGGUGCCGUUUACCCGAUGAUGCCUUCAGUUGACGCCGUCUCUAAUGUCAUGAAUAAAACAGCAGAACAAAAUGGCGGCAAUAAAGUAGCCACGUUCUAUAGAAAGAGAGAUACUUCAGAUAACAAGGAUUUUCUACUAUCGGAAACGGCCACAUUUCACGUGCUGUUUGCGAAUGGCCCUAACUUCAGAAAUAUUAGUGGUCUGAUACUGUACGAAUACCAUUCUUUCAGAGUGGUCACCUCAGAGACCUUUGUCAUCGGAAGAUGUGUUUCACCAACAACCCCUGAGCCUGCGCCUGAGGUGACCUCUGAACCUGGUGCAACUUCUGAGCCUGGAGUGACCCCUGAACCCGGGGCGACUUCUGAACCUGGAGUAACCCCUGAACCCGGGGCGACUUCUGAACCUGAAGUUACCCCUGAACCUGGUGCAACUUCUGAGCCUGGAGUGACCCCUGAACCCGGGGCGACUUCUGAACCUGAAGUUACCCCAGAGCCUGGUGCGACUUCGGAACCUGAAGUAACCCCUGAACCUGGUGCGACUUCGGAACCUGGAGUGACCCCUGAACCCGGGGCGACUUCUGAACCUGAAGUUACCCCUGAGCCUGGUGCGACUUCGGAACCUGAAGUAACCCCUGAACCUGGUGCGACUUCGGAACCUGGAGUGACCUCUGAACCCGGGGCGACUUCUGAACCGGAGGUAACACCUGAACCUCCAGCUCCGGAGCCACACAUUUGUACUGGUCAAUGGAACUGUGAUGCCUGCCGACAAAACAUUUCUUGGCGUUUCAAUGUUGACACUGACGAAAUCAUCUUCACUAUGAGUGCUGACAUUCAGACGGGAUAUUAUUUUGCUGCUGGAAUAUCUGCCGAUCAGAUGAUGGCAGCCAGCGACAUUUUCCUGGUGGAACCCAGCACUAUGACAGUCUCUGACAGGUGGGCCAGUGGGCGCGCACAGCCUUUAGCAGAUAUGGUACAAGAUGAUGUAAGGACUUUAGAUUCAUCUCGAACUGGAACAAGGACAAGCGUUACUUUUGCCAGGAGUCGAACUACAAAUGAUCUGAAAACGGACUGGCAGUUUACAGACACCACGCAGUUCUACAUUCUGUUUGCCAGGGGAAUGUUUACUGUUCCACAUACAGCUUCCUAUCACACAGAACGUUACAUUUCUCCGUCUGCCUUCAAGAUUGAUACCUGUGCGAAACCAGAGCCUGAGGGAGAGCCAACAGGGGAACCAGAAGGGGAACCAACUGGGGAACCAGAAGGGGAACCAGAGGGAUCAUGUGAUGGGUCGCCUGGACCAAGUGGCACUUCUGACACAACCGGAAGUACUGUCCAUCCUAUGGACUGUACGGACAUGGUCAUCGGCUCCGCUAGAGGAUUCCGGAGCCGCAUUGGUGAUUAUUACUCCAGGGAUCGCUCUACUCCCCACAGGGACGUGUUUUACGGAGGGUCAGAAAGUCUGACGGCUGCUGUUGGCAAUGAAGAGGGCGGUGUCACUAAAAUCUUGUACAGGAGAAAAAUCAAAGUCACUGAAAGGACGGAUUAUGAGAUCACCAAUGAUUUUAUGCAUGUAAUUUGGGCACAUGGACAGGAAAAUUCGGGUUACAAUCACAGCCCAAAUUCUGGUCUGGAAGCUGUGACCACAGUCUCUGAUAAACUCUUCUACAAAGAGGAUGAGCUGAAAUACCAUGGAAACAUCAAACGGGGAACAAGCCGAGUCAACUUUCUGAAAAAACCUGUAACAAACGCCAGCCAAUCAGAUACCUGUAUGUGGGCAAACGGUGAUCACAUGGUCACCUGGGUGUAUAUGCCAGAUGAGUCCGCCAUUAGAUUCAGCAUGACGGCUCGUGUUGCCGAUAACCAGUAUAUUGCUCUGGGUUUGUCCUCUAACAACCAAAUGGCCAACACGGAUGUCCUCGCAGGCUGGGUUUUUGACGGGGUCGCAGUCAUGACAGACAGGUGGGCUGCAGGUAGAUUUAUGCCAGCUGAAGAUACGAAUUCCUUGAUUGAUGUAUCUGGAUCUCGAGCAAAUGGAAUUACCGUCCUUAACUUUACACGCCCACUGACAACCUCAGAUUCCACAUUAGACAUGCAAUUGACACCAGAUUCCUGCCUUUACUUUUUCUUCGGCCUGGGAGGAACGUUUGAUCCUGUGACCAGAACCAUUGCUUACCAUGACAGCACUCCUAUUGCUGAGCAGUAUUGUGUGCAGUGUGGAGGCAGUGCCCCCACUACUUCUCCAUCCCCUCCAACUGUUCCCAUUGGACCAACACGCAAAGUGACCAUGCAGUUCCGACUUCAGGAUAUCGUUUGGCAGGAAGAAUUAGCCGACACCAGCUCUAAUGCUUUCAGGUCACUCAAGUCUCGAGUUGAAGCUAGUUUGAUACCUAUUCUUUCAAGGAUGUCAGGAUACGUGAUUUACUCAGUCACCAAAUUUACACGAGGAAGUGUAAUUGUGGCCUCGGAGGUGGAGGUGGUCGGAUCGGCCCAAGAGGUCAACUCUGCUGUCAAUACAACAAUGCAACAAGCCUUGAGCUCUGGCACUUUAGGAGAAUAUACUGUUGACAGGACGUCUUUGAUGAUUAGCGAGUCUGAAGCAGUGGUUGCGACAACCAUGAAACCCGCUGAAGUGGAGACUUUGGACGAUAUUCCUCUUCCCCUCAUCAUCAUUCUGGCAUUCGUCGGUGCCUCUGUCUUGCUUGUCCUACUACUGGGAAUGUGCAACUGUGUCCGUAACCACAACAAGAAACACCAAACCAAGGAGGAUCUUAAGUACUUACCGAAACAUCUGAACGGCGACGGUGGAAGCAUUGGGACCAAUGGUGAACAACGCUAUCAUAAAUGGGUGAAAAGUACAGGUAAACCCAACGUGAAUCCUGCAUACGACAGCCGAACCUAUGACAACAUGCAGUUGCAACCAGCAUAUGCUCCUCAACAGACUUAUUACCAGCAGUCUGUUACUCCAAAUACCGCCGUGGUUCCCCAGCGGGUGCCAGCCAGCAAUCCUACCCAACCGCCGCAGUAUAAACAGCAGCACCAUCAGCGCACCAAUGUUGGCCCCAGAAAGGAGCCGGAGUUUCGUAUCGAAACAUACGUCACUGAUUAG
Messenger RNA from Ylistrum balloti, 4515 nucleotides. RefSeq lists its product as uncharacterized. The transcript has 25 exons. NCBI's taxonomy places the organism in Eukaryota, Metazoa, Mollusca, Bivalvia, Pectinida, Pectinidae. The record is from RefSeq and is a predicted model, not a curated record. The coding region runs from base 1 to 4515 and encodes 1504 amino acids.